GUUCCUUCACAGAUUAAUAUUUCUACAGAGUACUUCCUUUACGAUUACAUAAAAUGUCUGGUAUUGUGAAGGAUAGCAUAGAUACUAGUUCAACCAUGGACAGAGAAGAAAAAGAAGAAAAGACUAUUGAUAUCUACAUCACUGCCGAGACCGUAAGAGAUCUUAAACACAAGAAAGAGAUGGAGGGAUCUAACACAACAACAACAACCCAACCACCUAAACACACAGAAAAUGAAAGUUUGAGGAUGAGAAGAUCAGCUAUUGUGUGUUUGGUGUUGCUGUUUGUUCUUCUACUGACUGCAGUCAUCGUGCUGUGUGUCCUGAUCAUUACAAACAAUCAGCAGUUUCACAUCAAGAACAAACACAUCACAGAAGAGAGAGAUGAAUUCAUAGCCAAGUACAAUAAUAUCACUAAACUAUAUGAACAGUUGAAUUGGGAUAGAGAUGAACUACAGACGCAUAUCCAUGAUGGGUGGAUUUACUGUCAACUCAGUUUGUACUUCAUUUCAUUUGAGAUGAACAGCUGGGAUGAGAGCAGAAGAGACUGUAGAGAGAGAGGAGCAGAUCUGAUCAUCAUUAACAGCAAUGAGGAACAAGAUUUUGUUAGCAAAUUUUCUGGUACAUUCUGGAUUGGUUUGUCUGACAGUGAUGUAGAGGACAGAUGGAAAUGGGUUGAUAACAGCACACUAAACUCUAGUUUCAGUUUCUGGGAAGCUUCCCACAAGGAGCCCAAUGCACUGAAAAUGGUCACUGAAGAUGGAGUAAAGAGUACUGCUCAUAUCUAUGAAAACACUAGAAGUAAGCUUGGAGAUUCCAACACAACACCAUCACCACAACCUACAGUGUCCUUAGUGAAGAUGAGAUGUUACAGAUCCGCUACUGUGUGUUUGGUGCUGCUGUGUGUCCUCCUGCUGACUGCCGUCAUAGAGCUCAGUGUGAAGUUGAUUCAAGAUAAAGAUCAACUGAGAGUUAAGAUUGACAAUCUGACUAAAGUCACAGAUUUUUUAUUUGCCAAAUCUGAAAAUCUGACCAAUGAGAGAAAUUGGCUAAUGUGGGAGAACAAUAUACUUCAGAAGAAUCUUAAUAAAGGGGAUGGAUGGAUUUACUUAAGUUUGUACUUCAUUUCAACUGAGAUGAAGACCUGGAAUGAGAGCAGGAUUUACUGUAGAGAGAGAGGAGGAGAUCUGAUCAUCAUUAACAACAAAGAGGAAGAAGAUUUCAUUAGCCGCAAGACUAUUUCUAGUGGAGCAAGGUUCUGGAUUGGUUUGUCUGACAGUGACGUAGAGGGCACAUGGAGAUGGGUUGAUGGUACCCCAUUGAACUCUAGUUUCUGGGCAGCUGGAGAACCCAAUGGCAACAUAUCUGAGAACUGUGUUGAGUCUAUUAGACCAGGAUGGAAUGAUGCGUCGUGUUAUAUUGCUCAAAAUUGGAUUUGUGAGAGAAACGUUUUAAAAUGAGUUGUAAAAUGAGAUGUAUGUGAAUUAAAGGGAUAUUUAUUUUCCAGCUCCACGAGAG
Molecule: messenger RNA, 1515 nt
Organism: Misgurnus anguillicaudatus (oriental weatherfish)
Lineage: Eukaryota; Metazoa; Chordata; Actinopteri; Cypriniformes; Cobitidae
Source: RefSeq, a predicted model, not a curated record